UUUUUAACAGUAAACUAGAGCCACAGCUCAGUUACUAAGAAAUUUGUCUUUAAAUUCAAGCAAAAUAUACACCCACUGCUCAGUUACUAAGAAAAUGGCUUCAGCAUGCAUCAACCACCUUGCAGCCCAACCCUUGUGGAUUCUUCUAGUCUCAUCUCUUGGCUUUCUCUCCUUCCUCAAUCUCUCCCUCUCUUUUCUCAACUGGGUAUAUGCAACAUUUCUCAGGCCACCAAAGAAUCUGAGAGAAAAAUAUGGCUCUUGGGCGCUCAUCACAGGAGCCACAGACGGUAUAGGCAAAGCCUUUGCUUAUCAACUAGCUCAAAAAGGUCUAAACCUAAUACUAGUGAGCAGAAACCCCAGCGAGCUCAAAAAUGUCUCAAAUGAAAUCCAAGUAGAGUCUCCAGAUAGCAAGAUCAAGACUGUGGUGUUUGAUUUUUCCAGGGAAAUGCAAAGUGGGAUCCAACUUAUAGAAGAGGCCAUUAAAGGGGUUGAUGUGGGUGUUUUGAUAAACAAUGUGGGUAUCACAUAUCCUCAAGCUAGAUUCUUUCAUGAGGUGGAUGAGCAAGUUUGGAUGGAUAUAGUUAGAGUGAAUUUGGAGGGCACUAGUAGGGUUACAAAAGCAGUUUUGCCAAGGAUGCUUGGAAGGAAAAGAGGUGCUAUUGUUAACAUUGGUUCAGGAGCUGCCAUUGUUGUGCCUUCACAUCCUCUCUUCACCAUCUAUGCUGCUACAAAAGCUUAUAUUGAUCAAUUGUCAAGAAGCUUGUAUGUGGAAUACAAGAGCUGCGGGAUUGAUGUGCAGUGUCAGGUGCCACUGUAUGUUGCAACGAAAAUGACAUCAAAGGUGGCAUCGAUAGAGAGAUCAUCAUUGUUUAUACCAUCGGCAGAAGGCUAUGCAAAAGCAGCUAUCCAUAAAAUAGGGUUUGAAGGACGGUGCACACCCUACUGGCCUCACUCCAUUCAAUGGUUCUUCUGCCACCUCCUUCCUCACUCUCUUCUUGAUUCUUGGCGUCUCUCCAUUGGCAUCCGCCGCCGGGGGAACAUUAUUACUUGAUUAUGUCUAUAUAUAAUCUAUAUAUUAUUAGAUAAAAUUAUUAAUAAUAAUUACAAUCUUUAGCUUGUACUGUAGGACUUGUUGGCUGCUAUUUUUAAACUAUACGCAUUAAUACAUAUAAGCUUAAAAAUAUGAAAUAAUAUAUAUUUUUAAUAUCAGUUGGACAA
Molecule: messenger RNA, 1218 nt
Organism: Hevea brasiliensis (rubber tree)
Lineage: Eukaryota; Viridiplantae; Streptophyta; Magnoliopsida; Malpighiales; Euphorbiaceae
Product: very-long-chain 3-oxoacyl-CoA reductase-like protein At1g24470
Exons: 3
Coding region: 95-1051 (318 amino acids)
Cellular component (GO): endoplasmic reticulum
Molecular function (GO): ketoreductase activity
Source: RefSeq, a predicted model, not a curated record